This is a messenger RNA of Ziziphus jujuba (common jujube), 2703 nucleotides long. RefSeq lists its product as uncharacterized. Bases 280 to 2445 code for a protein of 721 amino acids. The transcript has a single exon. The record is from RefSeq and is a predicted model, not a curated record. Lineage: Eukaryota; Viridiplantae; Streptophyta; Magnoliopsida; Rosales; Rhamnaceae. Gene Ontology annotation, biological process: meristem maintenance; meristem development.
AAACCCAAAAAAAAAAAAGAAAAAGAAAAAAAAAAGGCACGAAUUAGGAAUAUGCGGGAAAGAAAGCAACGCCAUUUCCGUUGUCAUUUUUGUUGUAGGCAGAGAAACCGAUACUUCGAAUUUUCCAGGGAAGCAAACAGGUAAACAAAGAUUGCAAAGGGAGAAAAGAAAAAAAAAAAUGUGAUACCAAAGCAUACAUAGAAAGUUAGGAACCGAUUAGCUUUUUCAUCUUUCGGUAGAGAAAUUUUUUUGUUCCAUUUAGCUCUCUGCUAAUUAAUCAUGGGAGAGACAUCAGACUCCAUUGUGGAUGAAAGAAAGGAGCUCAUAGCUUCAUUCUCUGGUAAUGGUACCCCCGUUUUCAGAACUGCCCAUUUUCUCAAACCCUCUGUAACUUCCAUUGAUGAACCCCUGGAGCUUCUUUCAGUUUCUCGCUCUUCCAUGCCACCCAAGUUUGAGCCCAGAGAGUGGGCACUAAAAAUCAACCUCAAUGGAUGGAGAAACCCUACAAAGGAUUGGACAAACUGGGUUAAUUUCAUGCACUCCAAGUAUCAAGCAAAGUGGAAAGAAGCAGGUAUCUAUGAAGCAAUCAUGAAUUCCACGUUUGAAUUGCAUAAGGACGAAAAACUGGUUUUGGGUAUUGCUGAGAGGUGGUCUCCUGGGACUAAAACAUUCCAUUUUCCUUGGGGUGAAGCAACAAUCACUUUGGAAGAUGUCAUGGUUCUAGGUGGUUACUCUGUGUUGGGGGACUCUGUUUUAAGCCCCCUUAAAACCACACAACUGAAGGAAAUACAUGAGAAAUUGAAUCAAGCUCGAUUUCAAAUUUCCAAAAGUAGGUCUAAUAAAGCCAGUCAAUCGUUAUGGAUGAAGAUGUUCAUGGGGAGUGGAAGUGAAAUCGAGCACGAGGCUUUUCUGGUAACUUGGCUGUCAAUGUUCGUUUUUGCUAAUACUGUUACCAAGUUGAUUAAUAAGCUUGUUUUCCCUAUUGCUAUUCAUCUUGCUAGAGGAAAAAGAAUAGCUUUGGCCCCGGCUGUUCUUGCUACCAUCUAUAAAGAUUUGAAUUUGUUCAAAGAAGCCCUUGUUUAUUCGCCCAAAUCUAAUAGGUGUAAUAAUGGAAGCUUCUCGUUGGAGCUCAACCUUUGGUCACCACUUCAGCUGAUUCACCUCUGGGCAUUGGAGAGGUUUAAAGCGCUGCAGCCUAAGCCUAAUUUUAUCAAGCGUGGUGAACCCUUCUUUGCUAGAUGGCACAAAGUCAAAGGCUUGAAACUUGGGGAUGUAAGAUUGGCUCUAGACUCGUCUGGAGAGAGUUUUCAAUGGCGCCCAUAUACAAAAAAAGUAGUUUACUGGAAUGGUUGUAAACUGUUUGGAGAAAAGGCAAUGUGGGUGCCAGUUGGUCCACAGUUGGAUGAACAACAAGAGUUACUUGCUCGGUGCUUGAGGGUCUCCAAGCUAGUUGGAAUUGAUUGCAUAGAACAGUAUCUCCCUCAUCGAGUUUCAAUGCAAUUUGGAAUGGAUCAAGACCUUCCGGGUAGUGUUUCUCAAUCCAUUGAGACUCCAGAGGUUGCUUGGACCAAUUUCAGCAAGCCAAUUGGUGGGACAAAACUGUAUAUUCCUUCGCAGCAUUUUGAGGCAGGUGUUACUGUCCGCUACUUGGACUGGAAGAAAAAUUUUCAAGAUGAAACUAAGGAGGGUAAAAAACCUAGAAGAUCAUCCACAGAGAAGAAUAUGGAGAUGGUAAAAGUACUGCAUAAGGCUUCAAAAGGAGAGAUUAAUGGAGGUAACAAUGACGAUUUUCCACCUGGUUUUCCUUCCAAGAGUAAGACAGCUAACAAAUCAGGGAAGUCUCUUCAUGUAAAACCAGAGCUUGUUGAAAUGAUGAGUUCUAAUAAUAUGCCUUGCAGUCUUGGCAAGAGGCCAGUUUGUGAUGGUAAGAAUUUGGGUCAUUCUCGAAGCUUAUCAUCUUCUAUUGCAGAUAAUAAAUCUUCUGGAGAUAGCAUUGAUAAAGGUUCUGGAGAUAGCAAUGAGAAUAUUCAGCCAGCUUUUCCUCCCACGGGUAAAACAGCUGAUAGAGCAGGGAAGUCUCUUAAGAUAGAACCAGCAUUUGUCGAAAUGAUGAAUUCUGACAAUGAUGGUAAGAAUUCGGGUCAUCGUCCAAGUUUCUCAGAUUCUAUAGCUCAUACUAGAGCUUCUGGAGAAAAGAAGUUGCUGUCAGAAUCAGUAGAAAGAAUUAGACAGAGUGAAGGCUCCAUGGAAGGGUUAAAGAUAACCAGGAAUGAUGUAAAUGGAAGGAAUUCUGGGAAUCUGGAUUCUUGUACAGUGAGCAAUUACAAUAGCAACAGUGAAAGAAAUAGACAAGAACAUUUGGAAUUUGAAGCUCGGAUUAGUAGGCUGGAGAGGGCUGUUGCUAUGAUGAGGGCAGCAAUGCCUGGCAAGAGUAGGCUGGUCUAGCCAGUAGUAAGACCAUUUUCUUUGCCCCAACUAUAUGCCGUAUACAUUAUAUUGAUUUAGUGUAUUUGGAUAUUAAUGAAGUUCAUGUAGUGCUGUUGUGUUUUUUAAGUUUUGGCUAACAACUUCUGCUUUUGUGUCAACUUAUUGUCCAAAUGGAACUUCUACAACAAUGAAUACGGUUUCUAUGUAAAACAGUUUCUCAUAUAUUUUAAGGUUCUGAGCCAAAUUCCUGCAUAAUGAGAAUCAAUAAUAAAAUUA